CGGGAUUUCUAUUGGUCAACCAUAAUGAGGGCUGGCCUUGUCGGCUCCUCCCCUCCCCCCCAGACAUGUGAUCUCCUCAUGUUCUGUGUAGAAAUGGAGCGGCACGGAGACCUACAGCAGACUUUGACACUAAAUAAUGGGGUCACUAUGCCUCUCCUUGGUCUGGGCACAUUCCGUCUACGUGGGCUUGAAAAUGUUAUUCAAGCUGUAGAUGCCGCAUUGAAAUUUGGCUAUCGAUCAUUUGACACAGCUUCUGUCUACCGCAACGAAGGUGAUCUUGGCCAAGCUUUGCGUCAGCUUCUCCCAAAAUAUAACUUGAGUCGUACUGAUGUCUUCAUUACAACUAAAUUGGCUCCUGUAGAUAUGGGUGAGGGAGCACGUGAAGCAUGCCUGAAGAGCCUGGCUGAACUAGGAUGUGAAUACUUGGAUCUUUUCCUGAUUCAUUGGCCAGGUAAGCAGGGGUGGCGAAGUGAUGAUAUCCGGAAUCAAGAAGCCAGAAAAGAGAGCUGGAAAGCUUUGGAGGACUUGUAUCAGGCUGGCACUAUUAGGGCUCUGGGAGUAUCUAACUAUACAACAUCUCACCUCACAGAUCUGCUUGGAUCAUGUUGCAUACCACCGGCAGUGUUGCAGGUGGAAUUUCAUCCACGACUACCACAACUUGACCUUUUGAACUUUUGUAAAAAACAUGGGAUUCACUUGCAAGCCUACUCCUCUUUAGGAUGUGGUGACCUACUGAAAAAGGACGAAGUGACUAAGGUGGCAAAAAUCCAUGGAUGCUCACCUUCCCAGAUAUUGCUUCUGUGGGCUCUCAGACAAGGUGUUGGGGUUAUACCCAAGGCCUCAGUCCCUGAAAGAAUACAGGAAAAUAUUGGGGUCUGGGGCUUUGAUAUGAGUGAUGAAGAAGCUGAGACACUUAGAGGGGAUGGCACAGAGAAGAGGUACUGCUGGGAUCCUACUGGAGUUAUAUAGAACUCUGUAUAGAACUUUGUUUUAUGAACAUGUAGUAGUUAACUUUACAUCCUUACUCUUUUGCCAAUUAUUAUUAAAAACAUUUCUCAUUUAUUAAAAGCAAAUAAUUCAG
Messenger RNA from Rana temporaria (common frog), 1081 nucleotides. Its product is annotated as glyoxal reductase-like. The transcript is spliced from 2 exons. Gene Ontology annotation, molecular function: oxidoreductase activity. NCBI's taxonomy places the organism in Eukaryota, Metazoa, Chordata, Amphibia, Anura, Ranidae. Bases 25 to 969 code for a protein of 314 amino acids. The record is from RefSeq and is a predicted model, not a curated record.